GAGGGGUGAUUUCAGCAGCUCUUGAACCUAGAGAUAGGUUGUGACAUAACCCUGGAUCUAUCAGCAGUGCUCAAAAAAUACAUCUCUUUAGGGAGUUUCUUUAGUAGAUUUGAAGAGUUAAACUGUAGAAGAUGAUAAAGGAGGUGGUGAUUGGGACUCUGUGUGGGGCUGUCGUGUUGACUAUAGGUAUCCUAAUCGGUCACUUUGGUAUCAAAAAGAACUCUGCACCAGCCUGGGUGAAUGAGGUGUCGAAGGAUGUGGACGAGAACCUCAUCAAACAGUUUUUGUCCGAGGUGGAUACAGUCCAACUUCAGGAAAACCUAAGGGAGUUGACAAAAGUGCCUCAUAUGGCCACAUCGCCUGGAGAUAAACAGACGGUGCAGUUUGUGCUAAAAAGAUGGCAGGAUCCAGAAAGCGGUUUGGAUAAAGCCUGGCAACAGGAAUAUAAGGUCUACCUUUCAUUCCCCAACCCUGAUAACCCCAACAAAGUCACUGUCGUAAACACGUCAAAUUCUGUGCUGUUCACUGUGAGAGAAAGGGAGAAGCCAUACACUCCAGAUCAAGAAGAUCCCGAGGUGGUUCAACCGUUCGCUGCAUACUCUCCUCCAGGAAAUGCAAUGGGGAAACUUGUUUACGCCAAUCAGGGCAAACCAAGUGACUAUCAUCUUCUGAACCAGACCAUUGAUCUAAGAGGAACCAUCGCAAUCACCAGAUAUGGUGGAGCAGGGAGAGGAGCUAAGGCCAUCAAUGCUGCAGCCUUCGGUGUUGUUGGUGUGCUGGUGUACACAGACCCUCUGGACAUCAAUGAUGGUUUCAUGUCAGACACCAAUGAGACGUACCCCCAUUCCUGGUAUCUGCCGCCUACUGGUGUGGAAAGAGGUUCCUAUAACAAGGACUUUGGAGAUUUGCUCACACCGUACUUGGCUGCGAAAGAGGAAACCUACAGAAUCUCACCUGAAGACAUAACUGGGAUUCCUCCCAUUCCAACACAACCAAUUGGAUUUGAGGAUGCAUACAGACUAAUCUGUGAACUGGACGGAAAGAAAGCUCCAGAUGAAUGGCAGGGAGGAUUUAACUGUACCUACAAUUUUGGUGGUCCUGGGUUUAAACCUACAUCUUCCUUCAACAACAGUGAUGUAAAACUGGAAAUCUUUAAUCAAGGAAAGAUAUUAAACUCCUCCAAUGUGAUGGGAGUUAUCAGAGGAAGUGUUGAACCAGACAGGUAUGUAAUCUAUGGGAAUCACAGGGACAGCUGGGUACAUGGUGCCAUCGACCCAAGCAGCGGAACGGCAGUCAUGCUGGAAAUCACCAGAGUGCUGGGCAGAAUGGUCAAACAGGGAAAAUGGAGACCUCGUAGGUCCAUUAUCUUUGGAAGCUGGGGAGCUGAAGAGUUUGGCCUUAUUGGGUCUGCUGAGUACACAGAGGAAUACUUCACUAAGCUCAGUGAACGUACUGUUGGUUACAUAAAUGUGGACAUAUCCGUUUUUGCAAAUGCUACACUAAGCGCUUCAGCGAUGCCAUCAAUGCAAAGUGUCAUCUUCAAAGCUACAAAACAGGUCAGUGCUCCUGGAAGUGAUUCCACAUCUGUGUACGAUAACUGGAUCCGUUACUCCAACAGAACAAGCCCGGCCCAUGGAGUCAUUCCAAGGGUGAGAUAUCUGAAUGGAGCAGGAAGUGAUUAUGCUGCCUUUGUCCAUUAUCUGGGAAUCGCCUCUAUUGAUAUGUCAUACACAUAUGACAGGAGUAAAACAAACGCUCGGAUUUACCCUGCAUACCAUACGGCAUAUGACACUUUUGACUACGCUUCAAAAUUCAUUGAUCCCGGAUUUGUCAGUCACCAAGCUGUUGGCAGGAGUGCAGGAAACAUCCUCAUCCGACUGGCUGACAGUCUGCUCUUACCUUUUAACUGCAACGACUAUGCUGAGAGUUUGGAGGAUUACCUGAACACAGCAGUGACCUUAUAUGAGGCACAACUUAAAGCAAAAAGCAUCUCAAUGGAACCACUCAAAAAUGCUGUGGCCAACUUUCGCAGAGCAGCAGAACAGCUGGACAAAGUGAUUCAGAGCUCAGACCUGGCAAAUGAAAUGCCGCUAAAUAUCAGAAAGAUCAAUGAUCAGCUCAUGUUGAUGGACCGAGCCUUCUUGAAUCCUCUGGCCUUCCCAGAUGAAUAUGGAUUCAGGCAUGUUAUCUGGGCCUCAAGCAGUUCAGGCAAGGCAACCUUCCCAGGGCUAGCAGAUGCCUUCACCCAAGCUGAGUCAUCAGGUUCGUCCACUGACUGGAAAAAGGUGCACUACCACCUGUCAGUAGUGACCCAAGCCAUCGAAGGGGCCGCCGACAUGCUGAAUGAAGUUAUAUAGUCAGAACUUUUUGUAUAAACUACAACACUCCAUUACGGUCUAUUUAUACAUUAGGCUACAUGCAGAAAUUUGGAAACCAGUGUAGAAGGAUUAAAAAAAGACACGCAUAUAAUAAACUAUUAAGUUUUGAAAACAAAUAUGGAACUUUUCCCUUCUAAGUGCUUGUUGUUAAUGGUGUAUAUUUCAGCUUGCAUUUACAUUUUUAAAUUUUUUUAAUACCCAAGUAUGCUCUGUCGGCCUGCAGUGCCUUAAUCAAUGCUGUUGUGUUUUAGACAAAGAAAGGCUGUCAGCAAUCUCUGAAAUUCAUCAAGUGAUUAAAUGAAAGUGAAAUAAAAUGAAAGCUUAAUGUUGUCAUAAUAAUAAUAAAAAUAAUAAUAAUAAUAAAGAAUAAUAAUAAUAAUAAUAAAAGUUAUAAUGAAUUAAACUUCCAA
Girardinichthys multiradiatus is the source of this 2788-nucleotide messenger RNA. RefSeq names its product N-acetylated alpha-linked acidic dipeptidase like 1 (gene naaladl1). The record is from RefSeq and is a predicted model, not a curated record. The transcript has 19 exons. Gene Ontology annotation, molecular function: carboxypeptidase activity. The coding region runs from base 132 to 2357 and encodes 741 amino acids. Lineage: Eukaryota; Metazoa; Chordata; Actinopteri; Cyprinodontiformes; Goodeidae.